AUGAUUAAUCAAAAUUAUUAUAAUUAAUUGAAAAUUUAGGAAAAUAGAUAUAAAAAAGUAAAUUGUUUCUUUACCAAAAUGAAUAAAGUUGCGAUUAAUAAUAGUUAAAAUACUGACCAUUUUUAAAGGCAAUCUCCCAAUAAGAGCAAAACAGUUUAAAUUAAUUUUGGAGAAGGUUAUCAUUUUUAAAAUUAAAGCAAGCGCUAAUCUUCGAGCCAUAAAUAUCUUAGCCCAAAUUAUAAGGCUACUGAUAGUCCUCCAAAGAUUAAAAUUAGCCAAGUAAGCUAAUAAAUAAGAAGCUAGUAGUAAGUUUAAAAAAAGGAAUACGAUUCGCCUGAUAAGGAACAAAAAUAAUAAAGGGUUUUAAAUAAAUAAAGUAGCUUAAAUUUGUCUUAAUGCAACCUAAGCUAAAAUGGUUAAGUUUCUAGUAAAAAAAAAAUAGAAGGAAAUUCAAGCAUGGUACAUUUCCAUCCGAUGACUAAUUAAAAAUCUCCAUAAGCUAUUGGUUAAACUCCUAAAUUCUUUUAAAAUGGAAAAUCUAUGUAAAUUAGCACAAUCAAUUCCAUUCCAAAUAUUAGUCAGAGUCAAGUUAACUGGACAAUAACAGAACUAGGAAGUCAGAUAUUUGGAACAACUAAUGAAUAGGUGAAUGAAAAAAUGAUUAAGAUAUGUUCAGAGAAAAUUGAGUAAGAUCCCACAAACAUUAAGCUUUACCAAAAAAGAUUUUAGCUAUAUUUAAAAUCUGGAAAUUAUGAAAAUGCUAUUAAAGACUGCUAGUAUAUUUUAAGUAGGGAACCUAGAAAUACAUUUGCAUUAUUUUCAAGAGGAAAUGCGCUCAUGUAAAAAGGGGAAAUAGAAAAAGCAAUUAUUGAUUUUGAAAAAGUUCUAAGCAUAGAUCCGGAUAAUGUAAAUGCAGCACUUGCAAGAGCUUCUUGUUGGAACAUAAAGGGUGACUACGUUAAGGCUAUUGAUUAAUACGAAGAUGCUCUUGAAAAGGACAUAGAAAAAACAUCUAUGCUGAAUCUUUCAAUCAAUUUAAAAAGAAACUUUAAAAGCACAACUAGUUCCCAAACAUGCCAUUUAGAUCGCUUAGAAAAAGAAGAACUUCAAUUUGGAAGUGAUUAAAAGCUUAGCUAAUUCAAUAGUCCAUUUUUAGAAGUAAAGAAACUUUAAAGCUAAAUAGUUAGCUCUCAUUCAAAAUAGAAGAGUGACAAUUCUUAUUAAAAUUUGCAGAGAAGUCAAUCAGAUCAAGUUAACAAGGAAUAAAAAUUUCUUCAAACUGGUUUGUAGGUGAAAUCUUUUAAUGGCAGUGAGUGCUAAUCGCCUAUUCAAGAAAAUAAAUCUAAUUAAAUUGCACACUAAUCAGCAUUUAGUAAGAUUAAGUCAGGUAGCAUUACUGAAUAGCAAGAUAUCACUAAAUAGACCAGCAACACUGACAGCGAGGAAAGGAUUAACGAAUAAGCUAAUUUUUACUUCACUAAAGGAUUUUGUGCAAGAUAAAGGAAAGAUUACUGGAAAGCAAUUGAAUUGUAUUCUCAUGCAUUAUCACUUAAACCAGAUUUCUUAAAAGCCGUAUUUAACAGAGGAUUUUUAUUUGAUAAGCUCGGACAAUAUGAAAAAGCAUGUGAAGACUAUACUCGCUCUAUAGAAAUAGAUGAAAAAUGUUCUUUUGCAUAUUUUAACAGAGGUAUAAGCUUAAAUAAGCUAAAGAGGUAUGAAAAAGCUCUAUAGGAUUUCACUAAAGCCAUAGAACUAGACAAUACCAAUAGCGAUUUCUAUCUCAAUAGGGCAAACACCUAUUAAAAAUUAGAUAUGCAUACAGAAGCUAUCAAGGACUAUACAUUUUGCAUUGAUUUUUAGACUAGCAAACUCUCUUCUGUGCUCAUUUCAAGAGCCAUGAGCUAUGAAAAAAAUGAUGAAAUAGAGAGAGCUAAACAUGAUUACCAAAGGGCUAUAGACUUAGGAACAAAUUAAGCAUAAAUUUGCUUUAGCAGACUAGCAACUAUUUACUUCAUAGAUAAUAACUUUUAGCAAGCAUUAACACUAUACAAUAAAGCUUUAGAAUUAGAGCCUCAAAGCAUAUACUGCCUAGCAAAGAGAGCUUAGCUUUAUAUAAAAUUAGAGUUAUAUAAGCUUGCAAGUGAAGAUUUAUCAAAUGCUAUUUCGAUUAAAGAUAACAUAGAUGCCCUUUAUUAUUACCGUGGUAAAGCCUUUAAAUUGAUGGGAAAAUUAAUAGAAUCUACUGAAGAUCUUCUACAUGCCUCAACUCUUAAUCCCAAAGAUCCUAACAUCUUCCGCUUAUUAAGUAAAAACAUGCUUGAUUUAGAUUAAUAUGAGGACUCGAUAAAUUACAUUAAUAAAGAAAUAGAAAUUAUAGGUAAAUCAAAACAGUCUCUAUUCAACAGAGCAUUUUGCAAUAAUAAAUUAAACAAAUUUGAUGAAGCUGAAAAAGAUUUAAAGGAAUUAUUAUCAGAAGAUAAAGAUAAUCUAAAAUUGUAAAAGAGUCUAAGUGUUUGCUUGCUUAAUCUAAAAAAAUAUGAAGAAGCUUUAAGUUUAUUGAACUCUGUUAUUGAGAAAAUAGAUAAAUCAGAGGUUUCUGAAUAUUAUAAAUACAGAUCAGAAUGCUUCUAACACUUAUAAAAUAAAUAAAAAGCUGAAGAAGAUUUAAAAAUGUACUAAAAAACUAAGAAAUAGAAUUGA
This is a messenger RNA of Tetrahymena thermophila SB210, 2700 nucleotides long. RefSeq names its product tetratricopeptide repeat protein. Lineage: Eukaryota; Ciliophora; Oligohymenophorea; Hymenostomatida; Tetrahymenidae. The record is from RefSeq and is a predicted model, not a curated record. The transcript has 8 exons. Gene Ontology annotation, molecular function: protein binding.